Molecule: messenger RNA, 9893 nt
Organism: Betta splendens (Siamese fighting fish)
Lineage: Eukaryota; Metazoa; Chordata; Actinopteri; Anabantiformes; Osphronemidae
Gene: gask1a
Product: golgi associated kinase 1A
Exons: 8
Coding region: 1999-3912 (637 amino acids)
Cellular component (GO): Golgi apparatus
Source: RefSeq, a predicted model, not a curated record
CACGCUCCUGUCGCCCAGGUCGUAGGUUCAAUUCUCUUAGUGAGAGGUUGCGUCAGGAAGGGCGUCCGGCGUAAAAGCUUGCCAAAUCAACCAUGCGAAUCAUACGCUGUGGCGACCCCUGACGGGAUUAAGCCGAAUGGAGUUACCUCUUAGAACGGUCACCAGCAUGUGUAUUUCUCUGUGCGGAUCGGGCUCCGAUGGGAGGACUUUUUCCGGCUUUUACUUUGAAAUGCGUUUUCCACACGCUCGCGCUGAGGUCUCAGAGGCUGACGCGAACAGUUGGCCGCGUGUUCUACUGGGACGACCUCAGGCGGCUUCCAGGGAACGCUUCAGCCAGAGGAGCACCCGCAGCGGUGUUUGCGUGGAGCCCGUCAAACUGGACGCUGAACUGGAAUGCUCUCGGUCGCCGACAUGAUUUUCGCAGUCUAGGGUCUUUGCCAGCAGCCUUUUACCACCCCUCGGGGGUUGCGCCCCACUUGAAUCACCAGCUCCAAGCUGCCGUCCUUCAACACUUCCAGAUUGGACUGAACAGCGCCGUCCAACAGGUCCUGAAACUGGGAAAAAUCCACGCCGUCCACGACUGACACAACAGUGGCCGCCUCGUCAUUGUCUCCGCUCACGGGUGCGCCCUCCUCUGACUGGACUUCAUUAUUCCUCUGUGCGGGGCUAAGAUUUUUUCUCUCAAUGAAGCGGUUUACAGACUGUUCUAAUCGUUCCAUUUAGAAACAUACUCAUUACCCGUGCUAGGACAAUUAUAGUCGCAACUCGGGGAGUAGACCGGAUACACACUUCCAACGCUUCCAAAUCAUUGACCAAUUCAUCCAACGAUCAAAAUUUUUGGUGGUUUUAUUUACACCAUGAAACCCUCUUUGGCCACCGGAUAUCAAAGCUAACACAUCUUUUUUUUUUUUUUUUUUUCUGUCCAGCAGUUUAGCAAGCAGCAUAUAUUACGAUGGACAGCUUUGCUUUAACAAGAAGAGUAUAUAUAUAAUGUAUAUACUCUUCCUGAUUUAUGGUUUAUUUGAUGGUUUAUUUAGCUAAUCCAAAAUGUGUGUGAUGUUGCUGUGUUGGUGGACAGGUUAGGUUUCUGCUGUAGGGUGUGUAUGCGGGAGGGUGGGGGGGUAAGGGGUGCAACCAGCUGCUGAAACCAAGCAAAUCUGUUAAGUAAACAAUCGGAAAAAAAUAAAGAAGCAGGGAUGUACCUUAGGCUAACACAUUCAUAACUAAACAACUUUUGUACUGUGGUUUACCUUGGAGAUUAAAACUAAUACCAAUAAUAGUGCUAAGGUAUGUGCACAUACUCAUACAAACAUAUACAUAUAAUAUACAUACAUAUGUGCAUUAUUAUACAUAUCCCAUCCCUUGUAAUAUAAAAGUCAUGACAUACAACACCACAAAUUCCAUAUUCACACAUUUUUGAUAUUGGUAGUGAUAAGUAUCAAUAAUACUUACAGUUGGAUUUGGAAAGUGUCCCACUACAAGGUUAGUAAGGCUGUAGCUUAAUAUUAUUCACCCAAAGGGUGAGGCAGACGUUGGUGCAUGAACAAUGCCACUUGUGGAAGCCAGGGUGAUAUGAGGGGCUCGGCCACUACGCCCAUCCAGCAAGCAGAGGAAGGAAUCCUAGCAGCCAGGGAGCCCACACACCUUCAGUUCCAGGAGGGCAGGUGUUGCGACCCAAGCCGCCCACACAGAGCCCCCCAGGCAGAGCUGCAGCAGCCACGGAGACAGAACCCGAGGUCAGAGUGGUCACCGUGGGUCAACGCUGUCCGCCCCAUGAGAACCAGGGGCAAACUAUCCCCCCCGGCGGGAGGGUUGGCCUGAAAGAGUGGAGCCCGAGGACCCACGUUUCAUACCUUGACUUCGGAUUCCUGCCUGCUCCUUGCCUGUACUUUUGCCGUGGAAAGACUGGCCUGGAGAGGUUGGUCCAGACUCUGCUGUGCUCAAAAAUGGCUACUACUCGUCUCACCGUUUUUCCUCCUUGUUCUCACAGUAUGUGUGAUGGCACUCACUCUGCUGCUGCUUUUACCACCCUCUAACAUUGGCUGGCGGGUGUCUCAUGUCCUAAGCUCUGCUGGGCCCAGGUUUAUGAAUCUUCCAUAUACUGCCUUCCUGCAGCCACUUCCUCAAACCCACAGUGGGGCCAUUAGUGCAAAAGACACAUUUAAAUCUUAUCUGCCAACUAAAUCCUUUUGGGACACAGCUGGUGAUAAAGGCAAGAUCAAAAGACAACAAGAGAACAGUCAUACAGGCAUCCACAGAAAUAAACACAACAUUAAAGAGAUUUCUUCCAAAAGAAUAAUGUUUGUAGGCGCCAUCCAGCAUCCGAGCAGUCAUCGCCGUGCUAGUCUAUCGCGGUUUAGAGCCAACAACACAAGGCCCACGCCUAUAAUUAAGUCCCAAACCCACAGUGCUGAGGUAAAGCACACUGCACAUAUAUACACUACUACAGACAUCACUCCUCAGAAGAGUCAGUCCAUCAAACAUCAUAUCCUUGCUCCAGUGGGUGUGGUAAUAAGUGACAGAAAAACUGCAGACAAAUGGGCAGGACUGUGGGGUAACAGACAGACAAACAGGACUUUGGAAACACAAAUUCUUCUCAGCCAUACAAAACCUCACUAUUCUUUGAAAAAAAUCACAGCAGCAACAAUGCACUCUGGGAGGUUUGUCAGCAAAGAGCAGCCAGCCGUGAAAAAGGCCUUCAGACAUGUCCAAGAACACCAGCAUGUUUCAGAGGGUCCCUCUCAAGCGAAGACCACAAAAUCUUGGCCACUGAACCAUACGAAGACUUUGGCCAAACUUCCUGCACCUCUAAAGAAAGAUGUUAGAGACUGGUGUCGAAACAUGACAGAGCAAGAGUUCACCGACAGUGACCAUGGCGGAGGAAUCAGAUUCAGCAAAGAUCUUUGGCCUCUUCCAUGGUUCAGUGAGGACGACCUUCGGAAGAUGGGCCUGCUUGCCGGGGGUGAGGUGGUUAGCACAGCCAGGGUACCUGCACAUGGACAAGUGCUUCAAGUAGCUCUGGAUCCUCCUGCACACCAUCAGAAGAUGAGAAAUGCACCUGGGCAGGGACCUCCACAAACCCACAAAGAACGCUGCAGGCAGGGCCACUGCGCCCUGACCAAACGCACUGAAGACUGGUUUGAGGUUUUUGCCUUCCACCUGGACAGAGUGCUGGGACUCAACAGAAGUCUCCCUGCAGUGCUGAGAACUUUUAAUAGUGACAUUUUACCGUACCGAUACACCAGCGGUGCCCCUAGACCUGUAGUAUGGUGGGACCCGGAUAUUCAACAUCUGUCUGACACAGACAAUGACCAAAACUCAAUACCAAUAAGCUGGGUUCAGUACCAGAAACUUCUGCAGGUCCACUGUGGGAGUAGAACAGAACUGAGGUCAGCUCCCUGUGUGGGAGUUCAUCAUUCAGAAUGGGGGAGGCUGGCUCUCUUUGACUUCCUGUUACAGGUAAAUGACCGUCUGGACAGAUAUUGCUGUGGUUUCACACCUGACCCAGCAGAUGUGUGUGUAGAGAACUCACUGAAUACCAAAUGUGGCAACACCAAGGAGCUGCUGCUGGUUCACAUCUUGGUGAGGAAAGGUGAUCCCUCCAGACUCGUGUUCAUAGACAACGCUGGGAGAACUCAGCAGUCGAGUGACAACCUGAACUUCAGACUAGUGGAAGGCAUUGAUGAGUUUCCAGAGCAUGCAGUGUCAUUGCUCCAGUCAGGCUGUCUGGGGAAGCUCCUUCUGUGCUCCCUACACUCAGACAAGGAGUUCUGGGAAAGCCAAGGUGGGACCACAGGUCUGAGGCCUCUCAUAAACAAAGUUGAGGAGAGAGGAAAGAUUCUUCUCCAGCACAUUAGGGACAAAAAGAUCAGGUCCAGAGGGACACAUGACAGGGAGGAGCCUAAAUUUUAGACCAGUGUGGGAAAAGGUGGAGGAGGUCAUUGAUGGAGUCAAGGUCAGUGGAUUGAUUCCUGGCUCUCACAAGUCUGUUAUGUUGUCCCUAUACUCCUUCCACUGCACUCUGACUCACUAUGAGCCUGUUUUUCUCAUUGGACUCACUCCAAUGAGAGGAGUCACGUCGCCUAAGGACAACAUAGGACAGGAGCCACCAAUAAAUCCAAGCCUCCUGAGCCAAUAAUAAAUAGACCAGCUUCAUCUAAACAGUGAUUACAUUUUCUAACUUCAUUACAAAUAUGGUUGUGUUGCUCGAUGAGUCAUUGUCAGGUGUCAGGGUUUGUCUCUAAAUGCUGAACGUCACAAUUAUUGACCAUAAGUCAUUUGGACAAAGUUAUAACUUUCCACUGUCUGACUAAUGACCAGUAAAUCAUUAUUAUUUCAUGUUAUUGGGACAUCUUCCUAGAUGUUUAAUGUUGUUUAGUCAGUUUAAUAUUUUAUAGGUCAUUGGCCUUGAGAACACUGCUUUUGAAACAGUUAGCUUUAUUUUGGGCAGCAAGAGGUUUAUAUAAACACAUAUCUAAUGCUCUGUCCUGUGUGCUUUAAAUGUUACACACAAUGUGACGCUAAUUGAACCAAAUUUGCCGUCAAUAAUCCUCCAGAUUUGGGGAAAGAAAUUGAUUUUAAUUCUUGUUUAUACAAUAUAAGUUUUCAGCUGUUUAAUGAACAAUGAAGAAUGUCUAAUUUUUUUUGUAAAAAUAAAUUUUUUAAUGUAUUUUUACAUACAUCCUAUACACUAUGAUAUCAAAUAUAUCAUUGUUUUAUUUUAUAGGGGCCCGUUUUUGCACGUUGUUGCACAUUGUAAAUGUUAAGAUGGAAGACAAGGGUUCACAGAUUUAAUGCUGAGCUGGGAACACUCCCUCCACAUGCAUGAAGAGGUUGGGGUUGUCGCCCUGGGUCUGCCAGUUUUUUUUAACAUUGUUACCUUGGACACUAUUUGUACAGUGAGAGCCAGAGAGCUGCCCUGUAGGAAAAAAGAUCUAACUCUUGGCUGUGAGCCUCCCUCUAUGUCAAGAUGUGAUUGCCUAUAUGCUCACACAAUACAAUGCAAUUAUUUGUAUUGGCAUUAAUUAAUAUUCUAAAUUUCUAAUUUUGAAAUCUAAUUUUCUGAGAUAGUGAAUUUGGGGUUUAUGAGUUGUCAGUUUAUUCAUCACAAUUAAAAGAAAUAAUAAUUUCAAAUAUAUCAGUCUAUGUGUAAUAAAUUGUUUCACUAUUUGAAUGGAAUUAGUGAAAUAAAUAAACUUUUUGAUGACAUUCUAAUUAUAAUAGCAGCGCCUGUAUCUAUAAUGUUUAUCUUACCCUUUUCAUGUACUGUGUUGUCUGUAUGAUGUUUAUUCUAUGGUGUCUGUUCUGUGUGUUGAUUUUCUUUCUUUGUCUUUUUGAGGGCAGCCGUAACUAUGGAAUACAAUCAAUUGGCAUUGGCACUGAGGCAUUGCUCCUUUCAUCCACUCACUCAGACAAAGGUGCCAUAGUGGAAAGCCCCCCCCUUCACCCUGCAACACCCCUAUACUGCCUGUUAGAGUUAGGAAAGCAAAUGGAAUUUGGAGAUCAGUCCUAGAGUCCAACAUACAGCUCCAACUGUACCUAAUGUAACAACAAUGAUAUGUCAGAUUCAAAAUGCCGUUUGUUGGUUUUCAGUUAUAGAUUUGAUGAAUGCAUAUAUUAGUAUCCUGUCCAUCCUGAUGCGCAGUUCUGGUUUGCUUUAACCUUUGAUGGUAAACACUGGACAAGGAUGCCACAAGGUUUGACUGCUGGUCUAAAAUUGUUUGCGUAGAUUGUAUCUGGAAAUCCUAAUCUAAAUCAGAAGCUUUAUUUCCAGGUCCUGUAGAGAGCACUUUAUAGAAUGAGGAAUUUGACUUGGUGUUGGCAGGUGGUGCGUCUCACCAUAAAAAUGUACAAACAGUACAAGAUACACCAUACAACAUGUUAUGGUAACAGUACAACAUAACAUGGUGACAGUACACCAUACAACAUGGCAUGGUACCACUAAUAGUGCAAUUAAGGAUAAAUUAAAAAGUUAUGAACAGACUAUAUACAGAUGGAGCGGUUUUCGCUCAUUUUAGUCAACUGUCAGUGACCUUUUCUGCGCUGAUCGAACACUCCACUCCCCACCCCCUCCUUGGUCUGUCUGGGGAAGGUGUUAAAAUGUUAAAGAGGCCACCCCCAUUUUUACCACCAAAGACGCAAUUCCAGGGUAAAACCAGAAGGAGGAGCUUUAGAAUCUGACCUGUAGAGUUAGGGUCAAAUACCAAGUAUAGGCACAGUUCUGAGAACAGGACAUAUAUCUGAUAAUGUCAGUUCUACACUGUUUGCUAGGACAGACAGGCAGACUGUCUAAACAGUCCACUAAAAAGUUGAGAAAAUUUUCAUGUCAGAGUUGAAUGUUGUACUUACUUUUUUAAAUCAUAGAUAGGCAUCGACAGCUCACACUGCUACAGCUGCCAAACUACCUUCUGGUGGUUUAUCAGUUACUGGGUGUAUUAGGUUAAAUUGAACUCUACAAAUGUACCUAAUGAAAUUCGUAAAAUUCUUAUUCUAUAGCAUUUAAAUCUUCUAAUCAAGCUUAAAUGAACAUAACAAAAGAGAGCCUCUUUUCAGACAGAACGACCCAUCCGCAGCACUAGUUAGAUUGGUUUCACACGACCCCAUUCUCCCCAAAGAAUCAGAGUUCUGCAGUGCUGUUACCUGAUCUGAUGUAACCAGAUACAUUUGUGAACUACUUAAACAGAAGAUUCUAUUUAUGUUUUAUAAACAUCCAGUUCAUUUGACCUUUUUCUAAACCAGGUUGUCUGAAAGUUGGGUAAUUGCAUCUACAUUCUUUUAGAGCAGAAAUGUUUCUUACGGAGCUUCUACAUUAUAUGUCCUUCAUGGGCGUCAGGUUUUCGUUCUCAGUUUUAUUUUGAAAGGACUUUUCUGUUUUACCUUGUUAGGUUUGGUUCCAUUUUCCGGUUUUAUUUUGUAAGCACUUCCGUUUCUGGUAACACCACAGCAGUUCCCGCUUUACUCCCGGUCCUCAUUACACACACCUGUUUAAAUCAGUAAUCAACCUCUUGUAUUUAACCACCACCUGUCCUUAGUUCUCCGCCAGAUCGUUGUACCCCUACCGUCACUUUCCAGCAUUCCAUUGAGAGCUUAUUUCGUGUUUGACCCCGCUCCGUAUUUUUUCGACUUCUGAUUCUCGCCUGAUCCUGACCUGGUAUUGUAUCCUGUGAGUUCUGUUACCGACCCGUGCCUGUCCUCUGGAAGUGAUUUAGCCUGCUCCUUCUGUGCCUAUGCCUUCAUGCUUUGAAGUGUAUGACCCGGACUGUUUUGAGACUACGAUUCCCGCAUUAAAGCCCUUUUACUUACUCCAUCUGUCUGCUGCGUUUCGCUGUGCAUGUGGGUCCGAUCUCCACCAAAACCUGACAAUGGGGAAGGUGUCUUCACAUCUUCUCACAGUCCUUUCUUCAACUGAUAAGCCAGUUCUUUACAGGUGUGAAGUGAAGCCUAUUGUAAAUAGAGGAUAAUACGUAACUUUACUCAGACUGAAGGUUCCUGCACUUUUGGUAAUGUUUCUACUUCAAGAAAGUGAGUUAACUUGAAAAUUGGUGCAAGAAUGUGCAAUUGCAGGUCAUUUCUUAAAGAUUUAGGGGGUUUUAACAAGGCAGCUAUGCAUUAAGUACAUCACAUCUCUGGCUGUGGCCGCAGCAAACCAGACUGUGACAGAGGACGUGAGGAUUGAUUUGAUGAUGGCAAUGUAGAAGUUUACCAACAUUUUUACAGGGAGGUGAAACUUCUUCAGCUGCUUCAGGAAGUACAUCCUCUGCUGAGCCUUCUUUGUGAUGGAGCGGAUGUUCUGCUCCCAAUUGAGGUCCAGGCCGAUGAUGGUGCCCAGGAAGCGAAAGGACUUCACAGAGGUCACCAGGUUGUCACAGAGGAUGCCAGAAGGAGGGGGGCUGGGUCCUUCCUGAAGUCCACUGUCUUUUCCAUGGUGUACAGAGCAUUGAGCUCCAGGUUGUUAGCGCUGCACCAUGACACAAGACUGGCUAUCUCACUCCUGUAGGGUGACUCAUCUUCGUCAGAGAUAAGGCCGAUGACGGUGGUGUCGUCAGCAAACUUCAGGACAGGGUCAGGUCAGGUUUGACAGACUGGUGUGCAGAUGUGCAGCUCUUUGUGUACAGGGAGAAUAACAGGGGUGAAAGGACAGCCAUGGGGGCAUCCAGUGCUUGUGGUCCGGGUAUCCGAGACAGGUUUCCUCAGCCUCACAUACUGCUGUCUGUCCAUGAGGAAGUCUGUGAUCCAUCUGCAGGUGGAGUCAGGCACAUUCAGCUGGGAGAGUUUGUCAUGGAGCAGGUUGCCUGCUCAAAGCAGCAGUAGAAUGUAUAGAGGUCGUUGGCCAGACGCAGGUCGUUCAGACAGUGGGGGGCUCUGGGCUUGUAGUUGGUGAUUGUCUUGAGCCCUUUCUAGACAGAAGCAGAGUCGUUGGCUGAGAACUGCUGUUCCAUUCUCUCACCGUGGGCUGAUUUAGUUUUUCUCACCUUGCUAAAUCUGUGCUUGGCCUCUUUGUGUUUGUCUCUGUCCUCACUUCUGAAUGCAGAUUCUUUCUCUGACCUCAGCUGUCGGAGCUUAGCUGUGAACCAGAACCUGCUUACCCUGAGUAUGUCGGUUCCAAAAUACCUGAUAAGAGUUAGGCUAAUCCUGCAAUGGACUGGCGACCCGUCCAGGGUGUACCACGCCUCUCGCCCAUAGCCAGCUGGGUUAGGUUCCAGCACCCCCGCGACCCCGCAUAUGGGAAUAAGCGGCUUGGAAAAUGGAUGGAUGGAUGGAGUUAGGUUAACCUACCUCCUGUCGGUAACCCAGAGUUAACGCACGUGCACAGCGUAUAUAUGAAGACAUUGUCAAUAGAUCGCCGAAUUCACGAGUCACCAUGGAAAUCCGAAGCGACACUAUAAUGGCAGCAUAUUUCAACGGCGGAGUUGGAGGUUUUAAUGCAGAGAAUGAAGAAUUUAAGCCGAUUAUUAAUAAAAAAAAUCAACACAGCUGCAUUGGCGAAGGAAAAAAAGAAAAAUAAACUAAAUUGAGUUUAUUUAAUUACCGUUAUGUUGCGCCUUCUCUUUUAUUGUAAAGGAAAAUUGAACAUAACUUCCACAUUGUUUUGUACUAUUAAGUCCAGGAGAAUAUAAUAAUAAUAAUAAUAAUAAUAAUAAUAAUAAUGAUGAUAGUAUAAUAAGGUGUAAUCGUUCUGGAGAAAGAGGAACUCGGUCCCAAGUCAAAAUGAAACACAAAAUCCUACAAAAAGGUAAGAUUUGAAUACAAAUUGCACGAUCUAUAUUUUGCAUAGGCUUCAAUGUUGUAGUACUCUGACUUUAUUUCAAAUUGAUCUUAUGGGUUGCAUUGUCUUGCAGUCACUGAUGGACAGAUUGUAUUAUUGGACCCUCCAGAAAGCACACAGUCUGGGACAUUGUGUGAAGCAAUGUAAAUAAUAUUCCAUUUUAUUUUUUUAGGACAUGAAGAAAUGAUGAGUGCUUUGGUGCAGAAACCUUAAUAAAAGUGAUUCUGACAAAUCAUGUGUCUUAAGAGUCUUCCAUCUCUGUAGUCUACUUGGUUCACUACUGGAUCCUCUUGGUCAUCUUCGGCAGGACAAGGAGGGUGGCUCUGCUCGUAUUGUGGCAACGUUGUGAAGGACAACACAACCCACUAUAAUGACAUAUGCCCUCUCUGGACUGACCCUGAGGCCACGCAGACACUAGAACCUCGCCUUCAGGAUGCCUGUGGUCAUCUUCACCUUGGCCGUGUUCUGCUGUGGGCCCGGUUGAACUGUGUCUGUGGUCCAGGUUCAGGGUAGGGUGUCAUUAAAUAGGGCAGACAAGGGAACCCUCUGUCCCUCCCAGCAAGUCCUGUAAUGAUUGAAAUGUGUAAAACAAUAAAAAAUAAAUAAAACAAUACAGUAAAAACAUGAA